AUGUCGGGCCUCAUCUCAUCCACCAUCGACUCGAUCCGCGGAACCGGAAAGAGCAAGCUCCUCAAGAAGAGCCCCGACGAUGUUGUCAUCACCAUGGCUGUCCGCACGCCCCUGCAGAAGGCCCGCAAGGGCGGCUUCAAGGACAUGAGCGUCCAGGAACUCCUCAUCGCCUUCUUCAAGAAAGCCAUCCCCGAGAUGAAGAUUGACCCGGCCCUCAUCGGCGACAUCUCUGUCGGCACCGUCCUCCCGCCAAAGGCUCCCUACGAUGCUCGCGCUGCUCAGAUCGCCUCUGGAAUCCCCGAGACUGUCCCUCUCCAGAUCAUCAACCGCUUCUGCUCGUCCGGCCUGAUGGCUGUCCAGAACGUCUCGAACCAGAUCCGCAACGGCGAGAUCGAGAUCGGUCUUGCCGUCGGAUUCGAGAGCAUGUCUGCGACUCCGGACCGCGGUGCCGACUCGUUCGCUGAGGAGGUCCUCGCUCACCCUGUCGCCAAGGACACUCAGUACCCGAUGGGCUGGACCUCGGAGAACGUCUCAAAGGACUUCAACAUCACCCGCGAACGGAUGGACGAGCUCGCCGCCGCCUCUCAGCAGCGCGCCGCCCAGGCGCAGGCCGCCGGCCUCUUUGACAAGGAGAUCCUCCCCAUCGAGGCUCUCGUCGCUCCCUCCGCGCCGUCCGCUUCGUCCGACUCGAAGCCCCAGCGCCAAAAAGUCCUCGUCACCAAGGACGACGGGAUCCGACCGGGUACGACGAAGGAGGCGCUUGGAAAGAUUCGUGCGGCGUUCCCGCAGUGGGGGAACGGGACGACUACGGGUGGAAACGCGAGUCAGAUCACCGACGGUGUUGCGGGUGUCUUGUUGAUGACCCGUCGCAAGGCGGAGGAACUUGGACUCGAGAUCCUCGGAAAGCACGUCGCUACCUCGGUCGCGGGUCUUCCCCCUCGCAUCAUGGGCAUCGGUCCCGCCUUUGCAAUCCCCAAAGUCCUCGAGCGCUGCGGCAUCACCAAAGACGACGUCGACCUCUUCGAAGUCAACGAGGCCUUCGCGUCGAUGCUCUCGUACUGCAUCGACAUCUACGGUUUGCCGCAUGACAAGGUCAACGUCAAGGGCGGCGCGAUCGCGCUUGGUCACCCGCUUGGAUGCACUGGUGCACGCCAAAUCGCCACCGGUCUCCACGAGAUCCGCCGUCGCGGCGGCAAGAUCCUCGUCACCUCGAUGUGCAUCGGUCUCGGAAUGGGCGCCGCGGCCGUCUUUGUCGCCGAAUAA
Rhodotorula toruloides NP11 is the source of this 1263-nucleotide messenger RNA. RefSeq names its product peroxisomal 3-ketoacyl-CoA thiolase. The transcript is spliced from 10 exons. Gene Ontology annotation, biological process: fatty acid beta-oxidation; phenylacetate catabolic process. Gene Ontology annotation, cellular component: peroxisome. Gene Ontology annotation, molecular function: acetyl-CoA C-acyltransferase activity. Lineage: Eukaryota; Fungi; Basidiomycota; Microbotryomycetes; Sporidiobolales; Sporidiobolaceae. The coding region runs from base 1 to 1263 and encodes 420 amino acids. The record is from RefSeq and is a predicted model, not a curated record.